CUGAGGAUGCCGGACCUGUACAUCGCUCUGGGCCACUACUCGCGAGGGGACAACAGUUUACGCACCUGUGUCGUGGUGGCGCCGACGCAACUGCGGAGGCCUCGAGGAGCCGAAGACAGCUACCAGUACGACAUGACGACUGCAGCCGAGAGCAUCGUCAGGCUGUCGGGUCUAAAGCUCAAGUCUGCACUCUCGGUGACAUUGAGUGGGCAUUUAGCGGUACCCACGGACCCAAACAACCGUGGUUUCCUGGCACCCUGCAUGACCAAUGACAGCGUCGAUUCGUUCGCCAGCUACGCUGAGGUGUGCAAGAGCCCGAACUACACGUCACCAGCGACGUACGACCCUUCUGUGGACGCAGCACAAUUUCGCCACGCCACCGAGCCGAUUGUAUUCUCGUACGACGACCGAAAAGGACUUAAUAAAAAGCUGUGCACAAUCAAGGAGGAGCAUACCGUCACCAAGUUCGGCAUCGCCGUCUUCGACGUCGACUACGCGGACUUCUCCAACGUCUGCAAGUCGAGAGGCGGGCCUUUCGCGAGACUGCACCUGCUACGCAGUGUGCUCAACUUCUUCAGGACGAGGUACAGGGGCAGCGCAGACUUUAAAAAGUGCACGCAACUAUAUCAGGCUAUCGCAGGAUGAUGAAAGUAGAGCACACUUAUGACAACCUUGAACCUUGU
Molecule: messenger RNA, 683 nt
Organism: Rhipicephalus sanguineus (brown dog tick)
Lineage: Eukaryota; Metazoa; Arthropoda; Arachnida; Ixodida; Ixodidae
Exons: 4
Coding region: 7-645 (212 amino acids)
Source: RefSeq, a predicted model, not a curated record